Molecule: messenger RNA, 1409 nt
Organism: Bombina bombina (fire-bellied toad)
Lineage: Eukaryota; Metazoa; Chordata; Amphibia; Anura; Bombinatoridae
Gene: PARL
Product: presenilin associated rhomboid like
Exons: 11
Coding region: 252-1313 (353 amino acids)
Cellular component (GO): membrane
Molecular function (GO): serine-type endopeptidase activity
Source: RefSeq, a predicted model, not a curated record
UGGAUAUUAUGGCCGUUUAACUGUGUUUAAUACAUUGGAAUUCAUUUUUAUUUUAAACUUGUAUGACAUUUUAAGUAAAUGUGCUUAAGAUAAUACAGUUUAGAAAAAAGGGAGAGUUAUAGAAACACAUAAGAAACCAACUUCCACGAAUAAGAAACAGCUUGAACAAGAAACCUUCCUUAUCGUUAUACAAAGCAAGAUUUGAUUGCCAAUGGUAUUCAUUAAACUUAUGCAAGUUGUUUAGGAGCAAGAUGGCAUCAGCAUGUUGGACGUUAAGAGCGUGUACAGGAAGGAGUUGGUGUCAGGGUCGUAGGCUUCUCACUGAGCAGAGGAAUGGAUUCAGGAAAGCCCCUAAGAAGCCUGAACGAGGGGAGACAGAAGUUCGGGGUGGAUCUGAGACGGCAAAAAGCAGCUUCACACCACCAAUUGCAGAUGCAACAGUCCCAACGCGGUCCUACAUGCUGAGGCGGCUCUAUAAACCUCUCUUCUUUACUGUUGGGUUUUCAGGCUGUUCUUUUGGAUUCGCUGCUAUUUGGCAGUACGAGUCAGUAAAAUUUAGAAUGAAAAAUUAUCUUGAAGAUAUUCGAGCAGAUUGGUUAGAAAAGAUACGUCCACCAAAGCAAGGGGAAUUCAGGAAACAGGUGAAUCAGUGGUGGAACAGUCUGAGUGAUGGGCAAAGAACAGUGUCAGGUAUAAUUGGAGCCAACAUACUCGUCUUCUGCCUCUGGAGAGUACCUUCGAUGCAGCGCACAAUGAUGCGAUACUUCACAUCUAAUCCUGCAUCUCGUACCCUUUGUCUUCCCAUGAUCCUCUCUACAUUUAGUCACUUCUCCUUCUUUCACAUGGCAGCUAAUAUGUAUGUCCUGUGGAGCUUUUCAUCUAGCAUUGUCUCCAUACUCGGUCGGGAGCAGUUUUUUGCUGUCUUCAUGUCUGCUGGAGUAAUUUCUACUUUCACCAGCUACUUGUGCAAAGUAGCCUCAGGACGCCUUGGACCAUCUCUAGGAGCUUCUGGUGCAAUAAUGACAAUCUUGGCUGCAGUCUGUACAAAGAUGCCUGAAGCAAAGCUGGCCAUUAUUUUUCUUCCAAUGUUCACAUUCACUGCAGGAAAUGCUCUAAAAGCUAUUAUCGCUCUGGAUUCUGCUGGUCUCAUAUUGGGCUGGAGGUUUUUUGAUCAUGCUGCUCACCUUGGGGGUGCCCUGUUUGGAAUUUUGUACGCAUUAUACGGUCAUGAAAUUAUCUGGAAGAACAGGGAGCCACUGGUAAAAAUAUGGCAUGAAUUUCGGAAAGGACCACCAAGGAGUGGAGCAGCAUGAUAUGUAAAACUUCACCAUAAAGAAAAGUGUAUAUGAUUUGCAGUGCUGUGCGCCAGAAUGAUAUAAGUUUUAAGUAAUAAAACCAAUUAAAUAUUU